Poecilia reticulata (guppy) is the source of this 2589-nucleotide messenger RNA. It is a transcript of the gene cyp2u1, whose product is annotated as cytochrome P450, family 2, subfamily U, polypeptide 1. Lineage: Eukaryota; Metazoa; Chordata; Actinopteri; Cyprinodontiformes; Poeciliidae. Gene Ontology annotation, molecular function: oxidoreductase activity, acting on paired donors, with incorporation or reduction of molecular oxygen, reduced flavin or flavoprotein as one donor, and incorporation of one atom of oxygen; steroid hydroxylase activity; heme binding. Gene Ontology annotation, biological process: xenobiotic metabolic process. The record is from RefSeq and is a predicted model, not a curated record. Gene Ontology annotation, cellular component: intracellular membrane-bounded organelle; cytoplasm.
AAUCAGCCAUUGGUUAAAAACGAGGUGUGUAUGAGCAACAACAAGUGAUUUAAGACAGCAAUAAAAAACACAACAUCGACCGCAUUUCAGAAUCCCACCAAUCAGAGCUCGCUUACAGCGUAGCCAGCCAAUAGGAACGCAGCAACAGUUCCAUCCCCCGCAUAGACAGGAAAUCACGUUCUAGCCCGCUGUUGUUGUUACGGAUAAUCCCGGAGAUGUCGGCUCUCUGACAGCAUGGGCUCACUGUCAUGGCUGGCAGACCUCAGCAGCUCCGCUCCGUCUCCUCCGAACAUGCUGCCUUUGCUGCUCUUCUUCGUGGUUUUUUAUCUGGUUCGUUUUUAUCAGAAGCAGCGCGGCAUCUACAGGAACAUCCCGCCAGGUCCGCGGCCGUGGCCGGUGGUCGGUAACUUCGGCGGCCUUCUCCUGCCUCCCUUCAUCCGGCGGAGGUUCGGACAGACCUCCAAGCGGAACAUCGGCGUCAUGGAGGCUUUAACGUCCCAAGCCAGCGUUUACGGGAACAUCUACAGCCUGUUUGUGGGCAGUCAGCUGAUCGUUGUUCUCAACGGCUAUGAGGUGGUGAAGGACGCGCUGUCAAACCAUCCAGAUGUGUUCUCAGACCGGCCAGAUGUUCCCACUAUCUCCAUACUCACCAAACGGAAAGGAAUCGUGUUCGCCCCCUACGGGCUGGUGUGGAGAAAGCAGCGUAAGUUCUGCCACGCCACCCUGAGGAACUUCGGCCUGGGUCGGCUGAGUUUGGAGCCGUGCAUUCAGCAGGGCGUGGCCGCCGUCAAAAUGGAGCUGCUGAGGCUGAACGGAGAGCGCGGCGGCGUCGACCCCUCCAGGCUGAUCAGCAACGCCGUGUCAAACGUCAUCUGCUCCCUGAUCCUGGGUCAGCGCUUCCAUCACGACGACCCUGAGUUCCGCGGCAUCCUGGACCUGAUGUCGCGCGGGUUGGAGAUCUGCAUAAACAGCCCCGCAGUGCUCAUCAACAUCUUCCCGCUGCUCUACUACCUGCCCUUCGGGGCGUUCAGGGAGCUGCGGCGGGUGGAGAGAGACAUCACGGUGUUCCUGAAGAAGAUCAUCCAGAGCCACAGCAACACUUUGGAUCCUGACAACCCCAGAGACCUGACUGACAUGUACCUGAUGGAGAUGCUGGCUCAGCAAGCCGCAGGAGAGCAGGACAGCAGCUUCACAGAGGACUACCUCUUCUACAUCAUCGGAGACCUCUUCAUCGCCGGAACCGACACCACCACCAAUUCAGUUCUGUGGGUUCUGCUCUACCUGGCCCUGUACCCUGAUAUCCAAGACCAGGUCCAAGCAGAGAUCGACAGAGUGGUGGGCCGACGCCGCCCUCCAUCUUUGACUGACAGAGGAAGUUUGCCUUUUACUGAAGCCGCCAUCAUGGAGGUGCAGAGACUGACGGCGGUGGUUCCUCUCAGCAUUCCUCACAUGGCGUCAGAGACCACAGCAUUCCGGGGCUUCACCAUUCCCAAAGGAACGGUCAUUAUGCCCAACCUGUACGCGGUCCACAGAGACCCCAGUAUGUGGGACGAUCCGGACGCCUUCAACCCGGCCCGCUUCCUGGACGGAGAGGGGAAACUGCUGAGGAAAGAGUCCUUCAUACCGUUUGGAAUCGGUCGCCGGGUGUGCAUGGGCGAACAGCUGGCCAAGAUGGAGCUGUUCCUGACCGUCAGCGGUCUGCUGCAGGGAUGCACCUUCCGGCUCCCAGACGGGGCGUCCGCUCCGUCCCUGCACGGUCGCUUCGGCCUGACUCUGGCUCCCUGCCCCUUCGCCUUGUGCGUGAGCGCCCGCAGUGAGGACUCAUUCAGCCGCGACGCACUCGGCUAGAGCGGCUGCUGCGACCUGAAGAUGCUUCUCAGGUCUCCUGGAGAGACUCUGGGAGAGAAUUUAAACCAAAGAGUGUCUCUUUCGCAACAUCUUAUCUUUUAUUUUUAAGAAUAUUUCUCUGAUUAGUCAAAAUGUAUUUGACUCUAAAAAACUUGGAUUUCAUUUUUAGGUAAUUUCAUGUGUUAAUUUAUAAGAACAGUAUUAAUUUGUUUAGCACUUACAUUUAUUUCCCUUUAAAAGGUCAAUUUUUAUUUUCGGCUGAUUCUAUAAGAUACCAGAUGAAAAUGUUAUUGUUUUAUGGUCAGUUAUUAUUUUAAUAUGGAGAAAAAUGUUUAUUUUCUGCCCCAUAAAAUGAAAGCAACUUGAAUACCUGACUUAUUUAAUCAUAAUAAUAGAUUAUUGUCCUAUUCAUUUGAGGAGAAAUGAUGUUUUCUUGGUAAUUUUUUAAGAAACUUUUGGAUGCAGACUUCCUUUGACAGGAAUUGUAGAAAAACAGAAUAUUAAUAUUUUAAUCAAAGAAGCUUUAUUGGCACAAGUGCAAUUUGUAUCUGCUGAUGAAACGUAUGUGAACAUUUAUUAGUUAUUUUUUGAUGUGAAAUGACAUGUCUGAUAUAACAGGAAUCAAAAUGCGAAUCUUGGGAAAAGUUCCAGAGUGCAGUUUUUGAUUUGACCUGCAGAUGUCACUGUUAGGCUUGUUACAUUUCUGAACUUUUUUCCUAUUCUGUUUUAGUAAAGAUGAGG